Messenger RNA from Momordica charantia (bitter melon), 2015 nucleotides. RefSeq names its product RNA-binding (RRM/RBD/RNP motifs) family protein. Gene Ontology annotation, cellular component: cytosol. The record is from RefSeq and is a predicted model, not a curated record. Gene Ontology annotation, molecular function: mRNA binding. Lineage: Eukaryota; Viridiplantae; Streptophyta; Magnoliopsida; Cucurbitales; Cucurbitaceae.
UAAAAAAAGAAAUGCUACAAUCCGGACUUUGGAGCCCCAUCGAAGGUCCGCGACGAAGGAAACCCUAGCAGUGGCAAGUCCCAAGACCCCGCAGAAUUUGAAGUUAUCACCGAAGUUUUGCGCCAAAAUCUCUGGAAUCGCUGAUUAAUUUGUAGAGACGGGGAAGUCGGAGCAUCAUACACAGUUGAGGAACAAUCUCACAAAGUUUACGAGAACGUCGGCGAGACAAUUACCCGAAGCAGGUUGAACGAAAAUAGAAGACAAUGCGUCAAUAGAUAAGAUGACGACUCUGGCAGGCCAACCAGCGCACCAUCAACCAACUACGGUCGAGGAAGUUCGUACACUUUGGAUAGGGGAUUUGCAGUACUGGGUCGAUGAAUCUUAUCUCAGUUCUUGCUUCGCUCACACUGGCGAGGUAGUAUCAAUUAAAAUUAUUCGCAAUAAGAUCACUGGCCAGCCUGAGGGCUAUGGGUUUGUGGAGUUUGUAUCUCAUGCAGCAGCAGAGAGAAUUUUGCAGACUUACAAUGGGACUCAGAUGCCUGGAACUGAGCAAACUUUCAGGUUGAAUUGGGCCUCUUUUGGAAUUGGAGAAAGGCGUCCUGAUGCUGGCCCUGAACACUCAAUUUUUGUUGGGGAUUUGGCUCCUGAUGUUACAGAUUAUCUGUUGCAAGAGACCUUUAGAGCUCAAUAUCCAUCUGUCAGGGGCGCUAAAGUUGUGACUGAUCCAAACACAGGGCGUUCAAAGGGAUAUGGGUUUGUUAAAUUUGCUGAUGAAAAUGAAAGGAAUCGGGCUAUGACAGAAAUGAAUGGUGUCUAUUGCUCAACUAGACCUAUGCGUAUUAGUGCAGCAACACCCAAAAAGACCAUUGGUGUUCAGCAGCAAUAUAAUACUUUAGGUAAAGCAAUGUACCCAGUUCCAGCCUAUACUACACCAGUUCCCACGCUUCCGGCAGAUUACGAUUCGAAUAACACAACUAUCUUUGUUGGUAACUUGGAUCCUAAUAUUACAGAGGAGGAGUUGAAGCAAACUUUUCUGCAGUUUGGGGAGAUUGUUUAUGUGAAAAUUCCUGCAGGGAAAGGCUGUGGUUUUGUUCAGUUUGGGACGAGGACAUCGGCUGAAGAAGCUAUUCAAAAGAUGCAAGGAAAGAUCAUCGGUCAACAAGUGGUUCGUACUUCUUGGGGUAGAAAUCCAGCUGCCAAGCAGGAAUUGACUACUUGGGGUCAGCAAGUUGAUCCGAACCAGUGGAGUGCUUACUAUGGCUAUGGAGGAGGUUAUGAUGCUUAUGGAUAUGGAGUCGUACAAGAUCCAUCUUUAUAUGCUUAUGGUGCAUAUUCGGGUUAUGCCUCGUAUCCUCAACAGGUUGAUGGUGUACAAGAUUUAGCAGCUGUAGCUGGUGCUGUCCCUGCAGUGGAACAUGGGGAGGAAUGGAAUGAAACCCUGGAUACACCAGAUGUUGAGUAUUUAAACGAUGCAUACCUCUCAAAACACGAAAGCGCCAUUUUAGGCUGGCCCUUAUGGUUAACCACCUCAUCACUGGUUAGGCAAACAUGAGCUUGAUGUCCCAUCGCAUCCUGGUUGUUGUCCAAAGUUAUAGGUUGUUAUUACACGACAACGGAGCAGGAGGAAAAUUAUGGUAAUGUGGUGCUACUUAUAUGCUAGACCAUGCUCGGGGUUGAUAAUAUUGGCAUCAUACUGUUGUCAUGUAGCGUUGUUCAUCGCAGCACACGUUCAAUCUGACAUAUUAUUCAUUUUCCUCUAUAGGAAUGGGGUUGCCGGGAUUAGGUGCUUUGAUGCUCUACAUGUAUUGUGAUGCUCUAUGUUAUUUGGAAAGGCGUUUUGGUAUCAGGAGUUUCAUAUUCAUAUUGUAAACUUCAGUCUGUCUCUCAUUUGCUGCACGUACUGCAAGUUUGUCUGUUUGUUUUUAACAGGCAGUUGAGCUGAUAAGCUGUUUGUCAGUUGAGAUUUUGCAAAAAUGAAAUGGAGAUGAAAUUGAAUGAGAGUUUUUUAUUGAUUA